Molecule: messenger RNA, 1341 nt
Organism: Serinus canaria (Common canary)
Lineage: Eukaryota; Metazoa; Chordata; Aves; Passeriformes; Fringillidae
Gene: PLPP1
Product: phospholipid phosphatase 1
Exons: 6
Coding region: 161-1015 (284 amino acids)
Biological process (GO): phospholipid metabolic process; signal transduction; phospholipid dephosphorylation
Molecular function (GO): phosphatidate phosphatase activity
Source: RefSeq, a predicted model, not a curated record
GUAGCGCAGUGCGGGCGGCGGCGGCUGCUCAGCGGUACUCGGAGCGCGGGGGGGCCGUUCCCUCAGAGCGCCUCGCCUGGAGCCCCUCCCUGCCGCCUUCGCCGCGCUCCCGCCCCUCGGGCCGAGGCUGUCACCGCGCCUGCCGCCGGGCGCCGCCAGCAUGUUUGACAGGACGCGGCUGCCCUUCGUGGCGCUGGACGUGCUCUGCGUGCUGCUGGCUGGCUUACCCCUUGGUGUUCUAAACUUGGCCAAAAUAAAACCGUAUCAGAGAGGCUUUUUCUGUAAUGAUGACAGCAUCAAGUAUCCGUUCCAUGACAGUACCAUCACAUCCACUGUCCUCUACACAGUGGGGUUCACCCUGCCCAUUUUCUCUAUAAUCGUAGGAGAGACUCUCUCGGUCUUUUAUAAUAAUUUGCACUCAAAUUCAUUUGUCAGAAAUAACUACAUAGCCACUAUUUACAAAGCCAUUGGGACCUUCAUUUUUGGGGCAGCUGCUAGCCAGUCGUUGACAGACAUUGCGAAGUACUCCAUAGGUAGACUGCGUCCUCACUUCAUUGCUGUGUGCCAGCCUGACUGGACAAGGAUAAACUGCAGCCUGGGCUACAUUGAGAACUUCACUUGCCAUGGGGACAAAGCAAAAAUCAAUGAGGGAAGACUAUCAUUUUAUUCUGGCCAUUCUUCAUUCUCCAUGUACUGCAUGCUCUUCGUAGCACUUUACCUUCAGGCAAGAAUGAAAGGAGACUGGGCAAGACUCGUACGUCCUACUAUACAGUUUGGUCUUAUUGCUGCAUCUAUCUAUGUGGGUCUCUCACGUGUUUCUGACUACAAGCAUCACUGGAGUGAUGUUCUAACAGGACUGAUCCAGGGUGCAGUGGUAGCUGUGCUCAUUGUUGUGUAUGUGUCAGACUUCUUCAAAGUGAGAGGAUGUACAUUUCAACCAAAAGAAGAUUCCCAUACAACUCUACAUGAGACUCCAACAAAUGGAAAUCACUUUGGCAGCAAUCAUCAACCAUGAAGAAUGACCCAUAUCACCUACACUGCUCUGAAAGAAAACAAUUUCACAAGUCUAACUCUGUAAUAUAAGUAAUUGCCUUUAAGGGACUGCUGCUGCUCUUGGAUGCUCACUUUACCUGUAUAUAGUAACAUCUACCACAGUUAUUGUACAUCUAAACUUUAAAUUUCUGUUGGUUCAAGCUCUUGCUUAAAAGAAAGCUAUUACAACUGUAAAUUUUUAUUGAAAACUGUAACAAGUUAUAUUACAUACACUGCUGUUUGUACAUGCCUUGCUGAAUCAACUGUGGUUUAAGUAAACACCAUUAAAAAGAAUUACUUGAUAUGGAA